AGUCUAGCACCGAAUUCUGGCACCGCAUUUCUGCACCAAAUCAUAGCGUCCGCCUUGACGACCAUUUCUGGCCCCCUCUGAGUUCCAGACCCAUUUCUGCCCGCACUGUCAGACCAUUUCUGCCCACACUGUCAGACCCAUUUCUGCCCACACCAAUUUCUGGCCCCACUGUCAAACCCAUUUCUGGCCAGACCCCUCUCUGACACUGUCAGACCACUCAGACCGCCCCCGGCCCCUAGGCACUGAAACCCUGAAACCCCAACGUAUAUCCCCACAAUGUACCUGGCUCACCCCAACUUCCGCAAACAGGCGCUACAGUACCACGAGCUGCUCCACGGCCAGAUGUACGCGGCACAGGUGCCGCAGCAGGUGCAACUUCCCAUGUCGCCCAUGGACUACUCCUACUCACAGCUGAUGCUCCCCGCCAAUCUCCUCGCCACGCCGUCGCCAUACGUGUCACACUCGUCGUUUGCACAAGUGUUCCAGCCCCCGGCGCUGCCGUUUGUUGCGUCGCCGGGCGGCUUUUCUGCGGGCCCGGGCGCUGCGGCCCGGACCUACUCCCAGCCGUCCUUGCUGCUGCACGCGUCGCUCGAGCACCUCAGCUUCUCGCGCACGGUGCUCUUGACGGGUCUCUCGGCGGCACUCAGCGUGCGCGAGAUCUUGGACCACAUUGACCACGGGCCCCUUGAGGCUGUGACUUUGACCCCGGAGGACACGCGCUUGAGGGAGGCGACGGGUCCGUGGGAGUCCACUUCCUCGGAAACCGCUCCCUCGGAGUCCACUUUCUCGGAAAUCGCUCCCUCGGAGUCCACUUUCUCGGAAAUCGCUCCCUCAGAGACCACUCCGUCGAAAACCGCUCCCUCGGAGACUACUGGAACCGCGGCUCACAACGCGGCGCCCAAAGACGCGACCCAGUCGUGUGCGUUGUCCUUUGUCAACACGUACAUCUCGUACAACUUCCACCAGAAGUACGCCAAGUCUCCCGGCCACUUGAAGACAUUGCGCAGCGCCUUGGCGGGCUCGGCUCGUCUCCAGAUCGCGGCCCCGAACCCCGCGAGCCUGGACGUCAUGCGCGUCAAAACACUCAACUACAUCAUGGAGUUCAACGCCACGCGUGCGCUCGGCGCCGUCUUCCGCAUCCUAGACCCGGACCUUGUGCCGUUGAUGGAGAAGGCCUUCCGCGUGCGCGCCGCGCGCUUCGGCUCCAUCGAGCACAUUGUCGUGUCCGAAGAUGGCGAUGUCCUGGAGUUGGAGUUCGUGGUGCACUUCACCUGCAUCGACGCCGCCAUCGGCUUGUACGAGCACUACUCAUCGCGCAUCGCCUCGGCCUCUCCUGGUGUGGCGCCUCCAGACGACGACCGCGAUGACCUCGUGCAGCUAGCGUGCCUUGCUGUGACCUUCCAGCCCGACCGUUGCGACCGCACGCCGCUCUUCUACACCCGCCAGCCGCGCCUGGCGACUCGCUUGCCGCUGUCCGAUGCCGGCCUGCUCGUCCUGGUGCUUUCUGAACAGAAACGGCCUCUGGCGCUGCAUGGGCCGCGCUUCCCACUCCACAGUAUGUCGCAGCUCAGUCUUGUCGGCAGAGCCUCGCCGCCCGGCUUCAAGGCCAUGGAUGAGGCAUCGCAUCACUCAAGCGAGGCCGUGGACCCGCACGCCGGCGGUCCCUCGCGCUCCGUGGGUUCUGCCGGUAGCCACUUUGGGUCCGACGACUCGUGCCCGCCCUCGCUUAACAUGGGACCCACGGAAUACUUUCCCGACCAGAGCUUUGACUCCGUGCAUUCCAGCUUUGCGCCAGACUCUUAUCUCCACGGGCCGCCUGGUCCGUAUCUGGGGGGCGUGAAUGCACCGUACGUCUCGCGGCGUCUGCGCAACCAUCGCUCGGACUCGCUCAGCUCAUGCAAUAGGACAAUCUACUUGGGCAACCUCCACCCAAAGACCACAGUCGAGGAGAUUGCCAAUAACGUGCGUGCCGGCGGGUUGGUCGAACUCAUCAAGCACUACCAAAGCAGACGUGUGUGCUUCAUCACAUUCGUCGAUCCUGCCGUCGCGCUCAAAUUCUACUUGAGCUAUCAGGUCUUGCACCAAUUGGUGAUUCGCGAUAGUGAAAUCACCGUCAAUUGGGGUCAGGUCCACUCGGGACCCUUGCCCCGCAAAAUAGCGUGUGCGGUGUCUUCCGGGGCAUCCCGAAAUGUGUACAUUGGAUUCCGCAUGGGUAGGCAGGGGCCUCCUGACUUGAAGAUCCCCGACGAGUCGACAUUACGAAGAGACUUUUCCAAGUUUGGUCCUAUGGAACAAAUCAACCACCUCCGCAAGAAGGAUUGUGGCUUCAUGAACUUCCUCGAUAUCUCCGAUGCCAUUGAAGUGGUCGAGUGCUUCGACAUGCGGGACGCGACAAGAAUCAGCGCCAUUGUAGGUGACGAGGGUCAGUUCUACGAAAAGUAUCGUCACUUCAAGAUUAGCUACGGUAAAGACCGGUGCGGCAACGCUCUCAAGUUUAGUUACGUGAAGCGCGACAAGGUGCCCGAGACGUCAGCACGCCCUGCCUCUGGAAAAGGGUCAAGCAAUAACAUCACCUCGCAUAAGAAAGUGGACUCCAUUGAUGAGGAAGCUGCAUAUGUGUUUGGUAUUAGUACCAAUGCUGUCCAUGAGUGCAAAUCAUCUCUUUCAAUGAACGCCUUUGCUGAAAGUACCAUGAUUCAAGAUGAUGAUAGUGCGACUUCGCCGGAGCCCGAUAAGGCUGCAGAUGAGAAACCUCGCUUGUCUCCUUCCAGGCCAGAGAACACCGGUAGGCAAGAAAGCCAGAAUGGCGGGAGCACGGCUAUGCUGGAGGCCGCGCCUGGAUUUGAUGGUAGAGACCCGGAUGAUCAUUUAUAUGAGAAUGACGAUGAAGAAGAAGAAGACGACGAUGACAUAUCCAUCAUCAUCAAUCCUGAAGUUGAUGACCCCUCGUUCCUGGGCAGGAAGAAACCAUCGAGGAAAAAGCCGCAGAAAAUCUACCACAAUAAUUUCGAGCUUUCAGAUUUGCUCAAUGCUGCGUUCAGUGCCAACGCAGCCUCCGUUGAAAGCUUCUCUCCAAACAACAGCUUCACCCAACUCCCGCAUGGGGCUUCCGUGUAUGGAAUGCCCCACCGCCCUCCCAUUGCUCCAAUGCAACAUCUUAGGCAUCAUCCCGGGGAACUUUCUUUUGCGCCGUCUCCUCCACUACAAGGCGGUGUAUAUGGACACGGGGCUCCUUAUGGCUCGGGGUCCCAAGUGAUGGCGGAAUACUUGGCGAGGUCUCUGCACGAGAACUACUUGUAUGCGGCCUCAGUCUUGGAUGAAAAUUCGGUUGACAAUAUCAGAGACUUGCGAAAGCCCACCGGAGGGUACGUCAAAAAAUAGAGCACAAAGUUGCUAUCCCUAUUAUACUAUAUAUAUUACGAUGAAUGAACACUCGGUCAUGGUUAUUUGGGCGGUGUAAAUCACCAAACAGCGCAACGUCGCAUAUAUGCCUCGCUCGCGAAUGGGGAUCCAGAAGCACAUCACUGACAAAGAUGCAGAGAUACUAUCACUGAUGAAGACGCAAACAUAUCCAUUGGGGACGACAAUGAAUUAAGAGAGCAUCCCACUAGGUUUCCA
Molecule: messenger RNA, 3618 nt
Organism: Metschnikowia bicuspidata var. bicuspidata NRRL YB-4993
Lineage: Eukaryota; Fungi; Ascomycota; Pichiomycetes; Serinales; Metschnikowiaceae
Exons: 1
Coding region: 277-3381 (1034 amino acids)
Cellular component (GO): cytoplasmic stress granule
Molecular function (GO): mRNA binding
Source: RefSeq, a predicted model, not a curated record